This is a messenger RNA of Fusarium graminearum PH-1, 1356 nucleotides long. RefSeq lists its product as uncharacterized. The coding region runs from base 1 to 1356 and encodes 451 amino acids. NCBI's taxonomy places the organism in Eukaryota, Fungi, Ascomycota, Sordariomycetes, Hypocreales, Nectriaceae. The transcript is spliced from 4 exons. The record is from RefSeq and is a predicted model, not a curated record. Gene Ontology annotation, biological process: regulation of transcription by RNA polymerase II. Gene Ontology annotation, molecular function: DNA-binding transcription factor activity, RNA polymerase II-specific; RNA polymerase II transcription regulatory region sequence-specific DNA binding.
AUGCUUGUUACAAGGCAAUACGACACGGAACAUAGCCGCUGGCCAUUCAGCAGAUACGAACCAUCUCGUAACGCAUCUAGCCAUCGCAUGUCGAACUCUUACGAUAUCAAUGUCGAUCUGCCGGCACCUUCGAGCUGGCAAGGACACAACUCCGGUUCUUCCCAUAUAUACUCGUCCCAUUUCCAAACGGCAGACCACAGUGUGACUCCUCUGUCAGGACCGAAGCAACCAGUACUCCAGCAUGAUAGCUAUGGGAUGAAACCCAGCAUUUCGACAACGGAGGAAGCUGGUCAUGCCUCGCAAGCAGGAACAACUGGCAACUUUGCGCCCCUGGAUCGCUCAACAUCCGAACUUUCCAGAGUCAACUCGCCACUGGACGAAGAAGACGACCUUGAUGAGGACGAUAUGCUUGAUGGUGACGAGAACUCGUCUCAAACCGCCGCAGAGCGAGCGGCUGCUCGACGCAAGAUGAAGCGAUUCAGGCUCACCCAUCAACAAACCCGAUUCCUCAUGAGCGAGUUUGCAAAGCAGCCUCACCCCGAUGCCGCACAUCGCGAGCGAUUGUCGAGGGAAAUUCCCGGACUAAGCUCCCGCCAGGUUCAGGUGUGGUUCCAGAACCGACGUGCCAAAAUCAAGCGCCUUAAUGUUGACGACCGCGACCGUAUGAUUAAGAUGAGGGCAGUCCCUGAAGGCUUCGAUAAUGUCCAGGCACUUCACUCUCCUUAUGGUGCAGUUCACGGCAUGAAUUCUUCCAUGCCCUCACCGGGACAAUUCAACACUCAGUCAUACGCUCAACACAUGAUGAGACCUAUGAUCGUCGACGCUCGAAGGAAUGAUACACACGAUCACUCUUCACCGACUGGCUUGACCCCGGGGUUUGGUGGAAUGGCAUACAGCCCUGCUGGCAGCAUCGCCAGCUCUAGCUUAGCAUCGCCACUUUCUCCAGCCUCGAGCGAUCGAUACCAGUACGGCGGCCAUUUUUCUGCCCCUCUCGCGGGUAGCCCGAGAACUUCGCACCCGUUCGGACAACAGCACGGGCUCGGCACCCCUAUUGACAUCCAUCGUUCAAGCCCUCAUCCUAUUCCGCCGCCGUUGCUUCGUGAGUCACUAUCUCGAGCCAGGUCAGAGUCGUCACAGUCGCCGCUACGAUCCACCAUGGCAUGGAAAGCGGAUGUCGUUGACUACACGUACCGAGGGGCGAGCAGCACGAGUCCAAGCCUCUCUGACCGACAACCACCUCUGUAUCAGCCAACACCUAUAACGCACUCCUCUAGUGGUAUCAGCGGCUAUGCCACCACCUCCACCCCCAACACCAGGACACCUCCAGGAACCCAAGCAUCAAGGGCAGGUAUUUGA